Messenger RNA from Bombina bombina (fire-bellied toad), 485 nucleotides. RefSeq names its product histone H3. The transcript has a single exon. The coding region runs from base 13 to 423 and encodes 136 amino acids. Gene Ontology annotation, molecular function: protein heterodimerization activity; structural constituent of chromatin; DNA binding. NCBI's taxonomy places the organism in Eukaryota, Metazoa, Chordata, Amphibia, Anura, Bombinatoridae. The record is from RefSeq and is a predicted model, not a curated record. Gene Ontology annotation, cellular component: nucleosome.
ACAGAGCUCGCUAUGGCCCGCACCAAGCAGACCGCCCGCAAAUCCACCGGAGGGAAGGCUCCCCGCAAGCAGCUGGCCACCAAGGCUGCCAGGAAGAGCGCCCCGGCUACCGGCGGAGUCAAGAAGCCUCACCGCUACCGGCCCGGGACUGUGGCUCUCAGAGAGAUCCGCCGCUAUCAGAAAUCCACCGAGCUGCUCAUCCGCAAACUGCCCUUCCAGCGCCUGGUCCGAGAGAUCGCCCAGGACUUCAAGACCGAUCUGCGCUUCCAGAGCUCUGCGGUCAUGGCGCUGCAGGAGGCCAGCGAGGCUUAUCUAGUGGGGCUCUUCGAGGACACCAACCUGUGUGCUAUCCACGCCAAGAGAGUCACCAUCAUGCCCAAGGACAUCCAGCUGGCCCGCAGGAUCCGCGGGGAGAGGGCUUAGACCCACUGCACGCCCGGAAUAACUACUGACCCAAAGGCUCUUUUAAGAGCCACCAAAUUAUC